AGCCGCAGGAGGAUCUGGGUCAGGAGGUCGUCCACCAGGUUACUGCCGACGGUGGAAGGAGUUCUGGGAGGACGGGACCGGUUAGCCGACUAUAUCCUCUGGAUAAAUUUUAUCUGGUUUGGGACCAGCCGGGCUACACCCAGAGCCACCAGGUGGAGUGUAAAGUGGCGGAGGUUGUGUGAAGAGGUGGACUGAGCUGUCUCCAGAUCCUCCAUGUUGUCCCAACACCUGCUCCACGUGAGCCCGGAUGGACUGGGCCACCUGGAAAACAUGGAGACCAUGGAGACAAUAGGCCCAGACGCAUGUUGUGUGUAUCUUUCGAAUACUAAUCAUUUGAUAAAUCAACUAACUACAAAAAUAUAGAUAUUUUGAAAACAACAAUAUAGGUAAACCUUUUUACAAGAAAAGUAAGUAAGUGAAUCAAGGUAUGUUAAAUUCGAUAAGCUGCAAAAUGAUGAUAAAACACACAAAGAGGUCAGCAGAAUAUCAGCAUGGAGGCAUCUAAUCCCGACAUCUGGAGAGUGGAGACCUGGUGAGCAAUGGGCAGGAGGAGGUGGGUGGUGUGCUCCCUGUCUUCCGUCACCCUGACCCGGUGGAAAGAGGAGCAGUGUUUUGCUUGGUCUCCUUGGUGAGCAUGGUGAUCGUCUGAGUGGGCCAGAUUGUUUGGUUUCACGCCCUAUUGUGCUACUUUUGAUCACGUUGGACUUUAAAGAAUAGCCAAACGUUUGUUAGCCGUAGUUGUGCUGGGGACAGUACUGGUCAGUACCUGAGUCAGAAGCUGAGAAACGACCUCUAUAUGAUGAAGGCAUUAGCAACAAACGCCCACCUGGGCGUCGCUGAGGCGUGGGUGUAGUCGACAGCCGCCUCGACCUCAGUGGAGGACGGCCACAACAGAGAGACUGUGAUUGAAAGUUCUGAAAUGAUUCAACUCGGAUCCUAUAUUUUUGGAUGAUAAAGACAAAGAUUAUUUGAGACACAUUAUAAUAUGAACAUUCUUUAAAGCAGGCCCAUGCUUGUCUACAAAUGAUAUCAAUACGAAUAGCCACAAGAUGGCGUUCCUUGCUUAAGGGCCUCGACACAGAACCAAUUACAAGCAAGUUGCAACUGUUAAAAAAAACAUAGUAAAAUAAUAUUUAACGUUAUCUUUCCAACAAUUGAUCUGUUUUUGUGAUCAUAAAACUCUCAGGCAUUAACCUCAACAUUCCAAGUUAUUUUUGGUAGGCCAGAGCAGUGCAGUUCAUUUUUGUUCUUUGGUGUCCCCUCGGGCCCUAAAGUUGAUACAUCUAUGCAGUCAUUCAUAUGUGCAUCAUUUUCGGCCGCCAUUAAGGAGCCUCUGAGCCGGUUUUACACACAAUCGAUUUUAGAGUUUAACACUAAGCUGUGUUGGAAGGUAAAAUCUAACCAUGACUUGUUGGCAACUUGCAAAGUCCUUUUACAAUUCCCAAGCAACAAUUAUUUAGAUUAUUAUAUUCAAGUGGAAGUGGUGUGGUGGUCCCUGUAUGAGCGCGAAAAAAAACGAUUUUUAUGGUAAGCAUCCGGUCGAGCUAAUGUGACGAAGCACACGAUUACGUUUGUUUCUCCCCACUGAACAAUUCAACUUACUACCCUCACGAAGGUAGGAGGCAGAAACACUUGUCCUGCCGCUUUGCCAGCUCACGACCACUUUUAAAGUGUGAACGAGUAGUUGGCCCGUCUGAUUCCAGGUGAAGAAGCCGAAGACGAUGGACUGGUUCCACUGUAACCGAUGUUUCAGGAGGAAAGGGCCCAAGUUCUUCGUCUCCAGUUGUGGCCAUAUCUGCUGUGAGGGUUGCAUCAACUCCAAACAAUGCACCGUUUGUGGAGCCAGUUGUCAUUAUCUGCCUCUUACAGAUGCGAUGAAGCCACAGGAAGAAGUGUUUUUCAAGGACCCUGUGAAACUUAUUCAAACACGGCUUGAGCACAUAACACAGAUUGCCCUCUUUCAACGCAAACAGAAGGAGCGAGUAACGGCCUACUUCAAGCAUAAGUCUUCUGAACUGGAGAGACGCCUGAAGGAGGCCACAGAGCAGGGUUACAGGCAAGUCUGUGAGCUGAAAAGACAAAAUGCAGAGUUGAAGAAGCCUCUUUCUCAGAGAAGGGUCUCACCGGGACAAUUUCUAACAAGCAGUGCCCACAGGAUAUCUCUUCCAGUUGCGGUCACACCUCCAGUGACACCUUGCCCACAGAAUAUGAGUCAUCCCAGCUCGGCCGAAUCCCAGGGGAGAGCUAGAGGCCCACGGCUUUCCCUCAUGACACCACCUGGAUCGGUCCGGUCCAUGUCCACUCAUACUUCCCAUCAGGACUUCAGUACACCAGUCUCCUAUACUCCUCCAUUCAGGGCGGGAAAUCAAAACCCAAAUGUUUUCCAGUUUCAGUUAUUCAGUGGAUCAUCCCUACAGUCUCCCAGACCUGGGAGAAAUUGGCACUGAAAUCCAUUUAGUGGUCACGUUUCUGGUAAAUUUAGUCACGAUGAGGUCAUCCCAUUUAUGGUAAACCCUAGGUUUGUUUUUGUAGUUGAAUGACUUGUUGUUCGUUUUGCACAGGCCAUGUGGCAUUAUGCUGUUUAAGAUAUGUAUCCAUUCAUAGGUUUUCAUAUUCUAUAUUCUAUUCAUAAGAAAAUGGCUGGAAAAGUUAAUUUCUAUUCAUGGUUUCAAAAA
Molecule: messenger RNA, 2675 nt
Organism: Gadus morhua (Atlantic cod)
Lineage: Eukaryota; Metazoa; Chordata; Actinopteri; Gadiformes; Gadidae
Product: RING finger protein 212B
Exons: 13
Coding region: 1722-2447 (241 amino acids)
Biological process (GO): protein sumoylation; homologous chromosome pairing at meiosis; reciprocal meiotic recombination
Cellular component (GO): synaptonemal complex
Molecular function (GO): SUMO transferase activity
Source: RefSeq, a predicted model, not a curated record